AGCGCUGGCUCGAGCCCUGGUUACCCCGCUUUGUCCCUUCAGCAUGAAGCGCCCAGCGGCUGCUUCAGCUGGGGCCGUGAGCAAGAAGCCUGCUAGCGGCACCAAGACGCUGAGCUUCCCCAAAAACUUCCUUUGGGGCAGCGCCACUGCAGCGUACCAGAUCGAGGGCGGCGCCUUUGAGGGGGGGAGGACCGCCUGCAUUUGGGACACCUUUUGCGCGCAGCCUGGGAAGGUGAAGAACGCGGACAACGGCACCAAGGCCUGCGACCACUACCAUAAGUUCAAAGAGGACGUGAAGCUUAUGAAGUCGCUGGGCCUGCCGGCCUACCGCUUUUCCAUCUCCUGGUCCCGGCUGCUGCCCACAGGUAGAGGGGACCCGAACCCUGAGGCAGUCAAGUUUUACAAUGAUCUGCUUGACGAGCUGAAAAAGGCCAAGAUCAAGCCCCUAGCGACCAUCUACCACUGGGACCUGCCCCAGUGCCUUGAGGACGAGUACGAUGGAUGGCUCAGCCGCAAGGUAAUCGAUGACUUUGAGCACUACGCUGCCACGUGCUUCUCUUGCUUCGGAGAGAAGUGCAAGGACUGGAUCACCUUCAAUGAGCCAUGGUGCUCCACGGUGCUGGGCUAUGCGAAUGGGGAGAUGGCCCCCGGCAAGAAGGAGAAACCCGACACCGAGCCUUACUUGGCGGCACACCACAUCAUCCUCUCCCACGCAAAAGCAGUCAAGCGCUAUCGCGACGAGUUUAAGGAGAAGCAGGGAGGGCAGAUUGGCAUCACUCUGAACAUGGAUUGGAGGCACCCGCUGACAGAGGAGGAGAAUGACAAGGCCGCGGCGCAGCGAGCGCUGGACUGGCAGCUGGGCUGGUUCGCGGAUCCCAUUUGGAAGGGCGACUACCCGGAGACCAUGCGGAAGCGCUGCGGCGACCGGCUCCCGAGCUUCACGGCGGAGGAGAAGGAGCUCAUCAAGGGCACUUCCGAGUUCUUCGGGCUGAAUCACUAUUCCACUGCCUAUGUUUGCGCCCCAAAGGGGCAAGCGAAGACCGUGUCCAUGUGGGGCAAUGUGCAAGCCGGUGGCUACUUUGACGACCAGGAGGUCGAGCUUGUUGACGACCCUCGGUGGGGCCGCAGCGACAUGGAUUGGGGCGUGGUGCCCUGGGGGCUGAAGCACAUGUGCGAAUACAUCCAGAAGGAGUACGAGCCCGAAGGAGGGAUCCUCGUCACUGAGAAUGGCUGCGCGGUGGCCGACGACGAUGUGAAGGUCGCGAAGAAGGACACCUUUCGCGUGGAGUUUCUCCAAGGCUAUAUCGCCCAGAUGCACAAGGCAAUUCAAAAUGGGGCGGAUGUGCGUGCCUACUUCGCCUGGUCCCUCAUGGACAACUUCGAGUGGGCUCUUGGGUAUUCAAAGCGCUUUGGGAUCAUCCACAUUGACUAUGAGACUCAGAAGAGGACGCCCAAGCAGUCCGCCAAGAUGUUUUCGGAGGUCGCACAGAAGAACAAGCUCACCUUGCCCACUGCCGUGCUGAACGACUCUGACUUUGUGAUGAUCGAGCCUGGGGCAGGGCGGGCGACCACCAAGGAUGCCCCGCCCGGCCAGAAAGAAUGAGAUUUGCAUGACUAAUGAGGCUAGUACCGCUGGUGGAAAUGAGGCCAGCCAAACAAUUCAGUGUUUUCACCGGGGCUGUGACAAGCAGCAGGAACCUCCGGUCCAAGCACUGCUGACAGCUUCCAUUGACUGCCCCCGGCGUUCGAGGGCCAUAUGAUUGAAUAAAUUACACCAUAGCCCACUGCUGGCGGAGAAA
This is a messenger RNA of Effrenium voratum, 1799 nucleotides long. Lineage: Eukaryota; Dinophyceae; Suessiales; Symbiodiniaceae. The record is from the annotation of a GenBank genome assembly.